This is a messenger RNA of Tripterygium wilfordii, 5253 nucleotides long. RefSeq lists its product as uncharacterized. Gene Ontology annotation, cellular component: transcription factor TFIIIC complex. Lineage: Eukaryota; Viridiplantae; Streptophyta; Magnoliopsida; Celastrales; Celastraceae. Gene Ontology annotation, biological process: 5S class rRNA transcription by RNA polymerase III; transcription initiation at RNA polymerase III promoter. The transcript has 14 exons. The coding region runs from base 285 to 5075 and encodes 1596 amino acids. Gene Ontology annotation, molecular function: DNA binding. The record is from RefSeq and is a predicted model, not a curated record.
UGAAUUGAUGAAUGGGUGAAACCUUACGAAACUCGCCGGAUCUCGACCACUGCACAGUUGGCUGCUCUGCUUUGCUGGGGGUCGGUUGUUCGUGUGUACGCAAGUUUACAGGAUUCGAACCCUAAACCUACUACUCCGUUUCAAACCAACUCGGCAACUAUCCUCCUAGCCUCUUCAAAUACACACUCUUCUUCGGUUUUUCCCACCAUAAGGAAAUCACAGAAAUUCUCAAUUUUCAAUUUUCCAUUGGGAACAAGAGUUUGAUCUUCAAAUAAUCCACACCUAUGGAACAGAUAAUUAACUCAGCUCUUGAAGAGAUCUGUGUGCAACGCACCGACGGUAUCUCCCUCUCCACUCUGUGGUCGAGGCUCGACAAUGAUCACGGACUCUCUCCAGGACAAAAGAAAGCCUUAUGGGCGAAUCUCCUAGCCGUCCCAACCAUCCAAUUCCAUGCCGACAAGGUCGCGUAUAGCCGCACUGAUCCUUCAAUUCAGUGUUUUGAGGAUGCACAAAAAUUAGGUUUGAAGAUUAUUGCUAAUCAGCAAUUAUGGGAUAGCUUCUUGGGCCUUUACAAUACCUCUACCGCCAAUGCGAAUAUGCCUAACAUGCAACGCCAGGCCCUUGAGCGGAUUGCCCUCGCAAGAAAAAAUGGAAUAACACAGAGUCAACUUGUUAAGGAAUUUGGCACUAAAGGGAAGAAUUUCUUUAACCCAGUGAGGAACCUUGAGUGCCAAGGGCUGAUUACGAGGCAAUCUGCAGUUGAGAGAACUAAACAAGCUUGCAGUGAAGGGAAAGUAAAAAACAGUUCAAGUGUUUGCACCAAUUUAGUUCACUUGCGUCGCUAUGCAGAUCAUUUGGGAUCCCAACAAAAAUUUGAUAUUACUAGGGAAGAACAUGAUUUGCAUGCUCUUCAUAAUGCAACUGAAGGUGAUACAAGUAGAGAUGGUUCUUCUGCAAAAUGUCCUAAAGAAAAUGUUCUCAUAAAAGAUUAUGUACCAGCAAUGAAGGCUAUCUGUGAUAAACUUGAAGAAGAGACUAACCAGGUUCUUGACAUCUCAGAAAUUAAACGAUGUCUUGGUUAUAAUGGAGCAAGUUCGAGCCACAAGGCUUGGAAAAAUAUCUGUGGCAGGUUGAAAGAUGAUUGUAUUGUGGAGGAGAUUAAUGCUAAAGCCAGAGGAAAGGUAGUCCCUUGUUUACGUUUGCUGAAAAAGUUUACUCCGAAGAAUAAGUCAGAAGCUCACAUAUAUGGAGAUGAAGUUUUAAGUAAAGGACAGAUUGUGAAGUUUGGAAGGAAAAGUCAAAUCUCUGACCAUCUUGUAGAGCUUCCCAUUGACCAUCAAAUUUAUGAGAUGAUAGAUGCUGCAGGAUCAGAAGGGUUGCUUUUCGUGAAGGUGUGUGAGAGGCUUGGAAUUGAUAAUAAAAAGAAUAGCUCUCAUCUUGAUAAUCUGGAAAAAAGAUUUGGGGUAUGUAAGCAGAAGGAAAUCCUUAAUACUGCCAUUGCAAAUCGAGUGUGGACCUGUAAAAACUUCAAUCUUGAACUACCCUACGCACUUACAAGUAGCUCUGAAAUUUCGCUCAUAAAAAAUUGUGAUCUGGAUGUUGACAAUCUCAGUGUUCCAGGCAGAUCAGCUCAAACACUUAUCAAGUGUGGUGCUUCAACUGCAGAAGAUGGUUUUGCUACUGCAGAAAACAUUGAUAACAGGGAAGUUGAUAAAAAAAUUUCCGAUGGACCCUUAAGUGGUGGUGAAGCUAAGCAUAUGCUUCUCUCUAAUGACGACACAAAAAGGUUAGUCCCUCAAUUAGGGGGCACAGUUCCAGAUGCAGAUGUUGGUCCAGUUACUGCAACAAUGGAAGAAAAUGAUGCUUCUGUAGAAAUAAGACUUUCUUCGUUGAACUCAACUAGAAAUAGAUCAAAUAAUAAACGUUCAUAUCCGCCUUUGACUGCUGAUGGUGCACGAAGGAAGCAGAGAAUACUUGAACACUUACAGGAUCAAACAUUCAUUUUGAAAGUUGAGCUAUACAAGUGGCUUGUGAGUCUUGAGAAAAGCAAGGGCACAAAGAUGUGCAGGAAGUCCAUGUACCGAAUUCUAAACAAGCUUGAGGAAGAAGGAUACUGUAGAUGCAUAUCUUUAGCUGUACCAGCUGUCAGGAACUAUGAUAGUAACCGUAUCAUUGAGGUAGUUCUGCAUCCAUCUGUUAAAACUUUAACUCCCAAACUGCAUGGUGAAAUUCAUGAUAGGUGGAGGUCUUUUGAGAGACAAGUUCGUGCUGAGGCCUCUUGUAAGAUGAAGGACAAUGAAUCAGUUUCUUUAGUCGAUGUUGUGCAAAGAAAUCAGGAAGUUGGACCAUCCAAUGCCCUAGCUGUUAGAUUAGACAAGAUGUUUGACAAUGGCUUCAUAUUGGGAAAAAUGGUUCGCGCAAAGCUGCUGCAUUGCUUUCUCUGGGAUUACUUAACUAGUACGCCUGGUUGGGAUGAUGAUUUAAAGGAUACCUCUACAAGUUGUUUGAUUAACCUAGAAGCAGCUAUUAAGGCUAUUCCUCUUGAGCUUUUUCUGCAAGUUGUGGGUUCCACUAAAAAAGUUGACAGUAUGACAGAGAAGGAUAAGAUUGGUUUAUGUCUGUCUGAUCCUCAUUUUCAGGAGUAUAAACAUUUGCAUGAUACUCGGACGACUGGAAGAGUGUCCAUCCUUGUUAACAUCUUGCAACGACUAAAGUUGAUCGGGCUAGUGGCAGAUGGACAUUCAGAUGAUGCAGUCAAGGUCCCACAUACCACUACUGUAUAUUCCAUGGAGCUUAAGGCUUUUAUAGAGGAACCACCAGCAUUAUUUUCAAUGUCUUCAAAUUAUAGAUUUCUUGAUCUUUGCCCUCGAAUCAGACAUGAUUUUAUCUUUUCGAACAGAGAAACAAUUGAUCAGUAUUGGGAAAUUUUAGAAUACUGCUAUGUAGCUGCUGAUCGAAGAGCUGCUUCACGCACAUUCCCUGGAUCUGCUGUUCGCGAGGUUUCUUCUCACCGUUCAUGGGCUUCGGUCUGGGGUAUGACCGCUGAUCAGCGAACUGAAGUCCUGAAGCAUAUAAAAGAUGGCAGUCCAAAUGAAAAGCCUCCAUAUGAAAAAUGCCAGGAGAUUGCAAAAAGUCUUAAUCUUACCUUAGAGCAGGUGCUUCGCAUCUAUAGUGCCAAGAAUCGAAAACGUGAUAGACGAUGUCAAUUUGGUCUAAUUUCCAACGACCAGUACCAACUAGCUCAAAACAAAUGUGGUUCAUCUUCUCGGAAACGGAAGAAGGAUGCAGAAAAAAGGUCGCUUAAGCAUACCAGAGUUGAUCUAAGUGCACAGUUGGGCAAGGUAGGACUUUCUGGACAACAAGAUAAUGCUAGCCAAUUCAUUGACGAACAAAACUUUUCUGCAGCUUCUCCUGCAAAGUGCAUAUCUCAUUUGCAAGCAUCUCAUGAGAGUGAGACUAUACAAAUUUCUGAAAAUGAACAGUUAAAUGACAAGAAUGAGAAUUGUCCUUCCUCUGUCAGCCACUAUGCUGCCUCGAAGAUGAAGCAAACACCUGAAAAAAGGUUCUCUUGGACAGCUGAAGCCGAUAGGCAACUGAUCAUCCAAUAUGUAAGACACCGAGUAGCUCUUGGAGCAAAAUAUAACCGCAUAUGUUGGGCAUCACUUAGCCACCUUCCUGCACCACCAAGUUUUUGCCGAAGAAGAAUGGCAUUACUGAAGCAAGACAUGAAAUUUAGAAAAGCUCUAAUGAGGCUCUGUAACAUUGUUUCCAAAAGAUAUGAGAAGUACCUGGAGAAGAUCCAUAACAGGUCAGUAAAUGUUGAUUGUGGACAAUACAUGCAAUGUUCCUCGGGAAUAGGUCUUAAGAGGAAUUUGUUGAAUGAUAUUGAACACAAGCAUGGCACAAGUUUAAAGGAAGAAUUGUGGGAUGAUUUCGCAGAUGAAAAGAUUAAAGUAGCCUUUGAAAAGGUUCUCUGUUGCAAGAAUAUGGCUGCGAUAGAGGCAUCCAGAAGAGCUGGAUGUUUCUCUAGAUCUCAAUUUCCAUUUCAUACUGGAAAACGUGCUGAUAAAUUUUCUAAUUGGCUUCAAGAAAAUGAAGACGAUCUCAUGGUUAAACGGGUGAAACUCACUGCAGAUUUACAGGGUGGGGACAUUUUUCAUUUGUUUGCUUUAGUUUCUUCAGGCGAAUUAUCUAUUUUACCAUUGUUGCCAGAGGAAGGUGUUGGAGAACCUGAAGGCUUGAAAAGCUUGCAACAGAGCAUUGAUAAUUUCGAAUCUUGUGAUGGUCGCCGAGAAAAAGGCUUUCCUGGCAUCAUGUUAUUGGUGGAUCGUGCAACGACUUCAAGAGCGAAAGCUGUAGAAUUGUUCAAGAAUGGGAAGGACAGCAUCAGCGAACUUCUCAAUAAGGCCUAUGAGUUCCAUGCCACUUCAGGCCAUUAUACCGGCAACGGCCCAUCACAUGUCCAUAUGAAUGAAAAUGCCAAUCUUGUUAGCAAUGUCCCCAUGGCAGGGGAUUCUGGCAGGUCGCCUCUGGAAGCCUUGGCAGGCUAUUCUUUAGAUGAUAUAGCUAGUGAGAAAUCAGAUGCAAAGUUAGGAAUGUGUCUUCAUGGUGCUCACAGAGUCACUAUUCUGAAUCAUUCCAAGGAGGCUGCUCGACCCUUGGAUAUAAAUCAAGACAACAACAUGAAUGAAAGUUGUCUACGGGACAAUGUUAAUGUACCGGAAGCAACGGACAUGGAUGGAUGUUGCGCAUUCUCUUCUGCAGAUGGGACCAUGAACUGGCCUGCAUACAAGACACUCGCAAGUCAUAUUCUUGGAAUUGUUAUGCAAAAUCCUGGCGCAAAAGAGGAUGAUAUUAUCCGCCGGAUGGACAAAUUGAAUCCCCAGAUCACUAGAAAGCUUCUAGAGGCAAUGGUUCUUGACAAACACCUGAUUGUGCGGAAUCAGAGACAAAGUACAUCCAGUGGAGUCCCUACCAUAUUGGGUAGCCUCAUUGGAAGUGGCUUCAUAGGAUCAUCAGACUCAAUUUAUCAGAAACAUUUCUUUGCUAACCCCGUAAGUAUAUCAUUAUUGUAAAGAAUGAUUUACUCUUAAAUAAAAUAUUUAUCCUAAUAGCCUCUCCUUGAGUAGAGUUUGUUUAUUCUGUAGAUCAUGAAAUUGGCCUACCAAGGAACAUUUGUAGGACCUUUGUAAAGAUGUUGAUUAUACUGAGUUCACCAAUUAUUGGUGUAUUCAAGUAAUAGGGCUCUGUUUU